Molecule: messenger RNA, 1335 nt
Organism: Amyelois transitella
Lineage: Eukaryota; Metazoa; Arthropoda; Insecta; Lepidoptera; Pyralidae
Product: ecdysteroid-regulated 16 kDa protein
Exons: 4
Coding region: 83-523 (146 amino acids)
Biological process (GO): intracellular cholesterol transport
Molecular function (GO): sterol binding
Source: RefSeq, a predicted model, not a curated record
UCCAUUCAAUCGGCCAGUCUAUCAAGUACGCGCGAGUCGGAAUCACAUUUUAUCGUUAGCGCGCGAUUACAUUUUUUUAAACAUGUUAUUUUUAAUUACCGUUUCCGUGCUACUGGCCAGUACACAUGCAAAAUUUUACACGGAUUGUGGUUCAAAGCUAGCGACUGUGCAGAGCGUUGGCGUGAGUGGAUGUGCUGACGACGCCACAGAAUGCAUUCUCAGGAGAAACUCCAAUGCAACCAUCACCAUUGAAUUCACACCAAGCAAAGACGUCAAAAGCAUCACAACUGAAGUGCACGGCGUCAUAAUGAAUCUCCCGGUACCUUUCCCGCUGCCUCAGCCCGAUGCCUGCAAGGAAAAUGGACUCGCUUGUCCUUUGAAGGCUGGCGACAUAGCUCAUUAUAAGACAUCGAUGCCCGUUCUCAAGUCCUACCCUAAAGUUAAAGUCGACGUUAAAUGGGAGCUGAAGAAUGAGGACGAAGAAGAUCUCGUCUGCGUCCUGAUCCCAGCUAGGAUCCACUAAUUUAAAACCUUCUACUUAUUUGUACCUCCCACGAAAGAUUUCUAUUUUUCGUGAUACCAUAGUCAUCGUGGUCUCCAUAGAUGAUAAAGCGGUUUAUUGUUUAAAAAAUACAAUAAGUAUAAUUAAAAGAACAAAUUACAUUUUUGUUUAAAAUAACGCUCACGAAAGUAAUGAUUCAUUUAACUUAAUAGGUAUAUAGUAUGUACCUAUUUGAGUACAUAAACGUAAUUUUGUAUUUGUUUCCGCAUAUACGCGGGUGUUCGCUGAUAUAUUGUUAGGUAUGUAAAGUUUUAAUUUACUCAAUACUUACGAUUUAACUAUCAUCCAAACCAAAGUUAUAGGGUUAAAAAAACGACGAAACCUUACGACGAAAGUUAGGUAGUGCCCUUGCGCUUUGCUUGGCUCAUUUUGGCGAAAUUAUGAAGUGUAUAUCUAUUAAAAAAAGGAUAAACAAUUUAAAACCCUGCACCAAAUCUCAAAUGUCUGACUACUAUGGGACCUGGUUUAUGUUUAAUAAGUAUGACGUUAAAAUACAGGCAUCAAUCUAUGUUAUGUACUACUGAAAGAUAAUUCCAAAUAGGUACCAAAAUAUAUUUUUAUUUCCCAGAUGUCGUCUUUCGUCGAUCCAUUAUGGCCACAAAACUUUAUAUUGAAUGUGACAAUGUUAAUGAAAUAAAAAGUUAUAUACACAUUUAAUUUUCAGUAAGUAUUAUAUUAAGCUGUGAUCAAUUUUAGUUAUCUUGCCCUAAUUGUUCAUACCACUACAUUAUAAUAUCAAAGGUAAUAUAAAAAUAAAUGAAGUAACAACAUAA